AUGGUUCUCGAUCGCCAGUCGGACGCAGUGGCCAACUCGGUGCAUUCACCCCGCAAGAAACUGCGCAUCGGGUUCGUGCACCCUGACCUCGGCAUUGGUGGCGCCGAAAAGCUCGUGGUCGAUGCAGCCUUGUCGCUGCAACAGCUUGGACACGAGGUGGUCAUCUUCACCUCGCACCAUGAUCCACGUCACUGCUUCGAGCCCACACGCGAUGGAACGCUCAAAGUGCAGGUGAUGCGCACGUCGAUCCCACGAUCCUUUCUCGGUUCGUUCCAUCUGCCCUGCGCCAUCUUGCAGCAGAUGAGUCUGGUGUUCCAGCUGAUCUUGGCCAUCAUGCUGUUCAACUAUCCUGGGACGCUGCCUCGCUUUGUGGCGAGGCGCGUCACCUCUUCGCCGCCGAUCCCUGGAUUCGACUUGUUCUUCUUCGACCAGUUGCCGGCGGGAAUCCCGUGGCUCAAGAUCUUGUUGGCCACGCGAGUGGUGUACUACUGUCAUUUCCCGGACAAGGAUAUCAGCAACUCGAUCGCUAUGCAAAAAGCACACGCUAGAGGCGAAUCGGGUCCAUCGGUGUUGCGCAAGCUCUACCGCCUGCCAUUCGAUCUUUUCGAAGAAGGAACCACCGACUACGCGGACAAGAUUCUGGUCAACUCCGAGUUUACCUCGGCACAAUUCGUCAAGUCGUUCUUCCGUUUGAGAAGGCAGCCGCGAGUGUGCUACCCUGGUGUUGACUAUCAACAGUUCGAGCCGGAAAAGGUGGAGCAGGCGGUUAAGAAGCUCGAAAAGGAGGCGCAGGAAGUGGGCGAUCCGAUCCGGGGAUCCAUCGCACGAUUCUGCAAGGACGAAAGCAAGACGACGCUUCUUUCGAUCAACCGAUUCGAGGCGAAAAAGAACGUGGCAUUAGCCCUUGAAGCCUUUGCCAUCGCACAGAAGGAGCUGGCUGCCACAUCGACCAGCAGCGACGACGUGGGUCCGCUGCGGCUGGUUCUGGUGGGAGGCUACGACAAGCGUGUCGACGUUCGAGACGCCCACCACGGCGCCUGGACCUGA
Molecule: messenger RNA, 1047 nt
Organism: Sporisorium graminicola
Lineage: Eukaryota; Fungi; Basidiomycota; Ustilaginomycetes; Ustilaginales; Ustilaginaceae
Exons: 2
Coding region: 1-1047 (348 amino acids)
Molecular function (GO): GDP-Man:Man(1)GlcNAc(2)-PP-Dol alpha-1,3-mannosyltransferase activity; alpha-1,3-mannosyltransferase activity
Source: RefSeq, a predicted model, not a curated record